Messenger RNA from Paramecium sonneborni, 1354 nucleotides. Lineage: Eukaryota; Ciliophora; Oligohymenophorea; Peniculida; Parameciidae. The record is from the annotation of a GenBank genome assembly.
AUGUAAUUUUCCAAUGAGAUACUUAUAAAUAAAAGUUUUUCUUGGUUUGGUUAAUAUGAUAAGAAAAAAAGGAAGAAUGGCAGAUGGGCUGCUUUUUUGUUGAACUAAAAAAUAUUAAUGAAUUCUGGUGGAUACUAUAGGAAAGGGUAAAAGCAAGGAUUAUGGAUAGAUCCAAUUCAAAAUUAUUCGAAGUAAGUUAUUAAAAAUGAAAAUUUGAAUAGUUCAGCAUAAGUUUUUGAAACUGGAGGAUAUGAGAAUGACUUUAGAAUUGGAAAAUGGAAUUUUAUUUUUAAAGAUGCAAGAAUGUAAUUUGUUAGAAAUUUUUUAGUGGUGGUGGAUUUUAUUAAGAUGUCAUUUAAAAGUAAAGUAAAUAGAUAGAGUUCUUCGAAGGAUUUAUUGAAGAGAAUUAAAAAGUAACUUUUGAUGGAUAAAAUAAUAUAAAUGUUAUGAAAGUAGGUAUGUGGGAUAGUAUGUUUUGUAAAACAGAUGAGGAGGAAUAUAAAUAAAUGUAAAUUUUCUAUAUGUAUUAAGGGAAUAUAUAUAGAUUUGAAUAAUAUGAUAAAGAAGAAAAUUAGAAAAAGAUUGGAAAGUGGGUAGAAUUAGAUUAAGGGUUUAACGAUUAUAAAUAAGUCACUUAUAAUGGUGAAUAUAAUAAGAAAGGUCUGAAGAUUGGUAAGUGGGAUAGUUUGUAUUGUAUAAAUGGAUAGAAAGAAUAUAAAUAUAUGUAAAUAUUAUUUAAGUAUAAGAAAUAUAGUGGUGGGGGAUCAUAUGAUAAAGAAGGAAAUUAGAAAAAGAUUGGAAAGUGGGUAGAAGUAGAUGAAAGGUUUAACGAUUAUAAAUAAGUCACUUAUAAUGGUGAAUAUAAUAUGCAAGGUAUAAAGUUUGGUAGGUGGGAUAGUUUGUAUUUUAUAAAUGAAUAGAAGGAAUAUCAAUAAAUGUAAAUGCUAUCUAACAAUAAAGGAAAUAUAUAUUUAGUGGUGGUGGAUAAUAUGAUUAAGAUGGAAACCAGAAAAAAAUUGGAAAGUGGGUGGAUUUGGAUGAAGGGUUUGUAGAGUGGAAAUAAGUUACUUAUAUUGGUGUCUAUAAUUUUAAUGGUAUGAAGAUUGGUCAGUGGGAUAGUAUGUAUUUUAUGAAUACAAAGUAGGAAUAUAAAUUAAUGUAUAUUUAUCGAAGUAUAAGGAAAUAUAAUUAUAGUGGUGGUGGAGAAUAUGAUUAAGAUGGAAACUAGAAAAAAAUUGGAAAGUGGGUGGAAUUGGAUGAAGGGUUUAUAGAAUGGAAAUAAGUCACUUAUAUUGGUGAAUAUAAUCUGCAAGGUAUGAAAAUUGGGAAUUGGAACCAGAUCCGAAUAAAUUGA